Pieris macdunnoughi is the source of this 894-nucleotide messenger RNA. The record is from the annotation of a GenBank genome assembly. NCBI's taxonomy places the organism in Eukaryota, Metazoa, Arthropoda, Insecta, Lepidoptera, Pieridae.
AUGGCGGAACGUGUGACAAAAUGCCGUGAUGACGUAGCGAAAAAUCGUGAUAAGUACCAGGCUGCAUUGGCUGAGAUUACGGCCUACAAUCCCCGAUACAUUGAAGAUAUGACAGGCGUUUUUGACCGCUGUCAGCAGAUGGAGGCCCAACGACUUGUGUUCUUCAAGGAUGUGUUGUUUAGCUUCCAUAAAUGUUUGAAUAUUAGCCAGGAACCCAUAUUACCACAAAUAUACGAAGAAUUCCACCAUACGAUCAACAAUGCUGACCACCAAAAGGACCUCAAAUGGUGGGCGAACAACCAUGGCAUCAAUAUGGCCAUGGCGUGGCCACAGUUCGAGGAAUACACGGAGGAGUUCCGGGACAUCGCCAAGGGCAAGUCGAAGGAGAGCCUGCCCACCGGACCGAUCACCUUACUCAACCAGCGCCCUGUCAGCGAAGACGAACUCCCGCCAAUAACAAACAACAAAGUGAAGGCAAAUCACACGGAGCCUGUAGUACAAGUGAAUAACGCGCCGUCACAGAACAGCACAGCCAAUAAUACCAUAGACAAGAAAUCUAUCAGUGCACCGAUCGCUGUCACAAACGGUACAGCAUCAGCGCCAAAAUCUAACAAGUCAUCGCCCGUGAAGGAGCCAAGCCGGCAAGAUAAUCCAUUCGAAGAAGAAGAGUGGGAGGAAGAGUCUGGAGGUCCUUUGACGGACACGGGUGAACCGGGUGUGCCCGUACGAGCUUUGUAUGACUACACUGGCGCUGAGAGUGACGAACUUAGCUUCCGGCAAGGUGACUUAUUCGAGAAACUAGAAGACGAAGAUGAACAGGGAUGGUGCAAGGGGCGAAAGGAUGGCCGAGUGGGGCUCUACCCCGCCAAUUACGUGGAGCCAGUGGGGCAUUAA